This is a messenger RNA of Triticum turgidum subsp. durum (durum wheat), 1698 nucleotides long. The record is from the annotation of a GenBank genome assembly. Lineage: Eukaryota; Viridiplantae; Streptophyta; Magnoliopsida; Poales; Poaceae.
AUGGGCGUCGAGGCCGCGCUGCAUGGGGCGGCGGCGGCGGAGGCGGCGCUGCAUGGGGCGCUCAAGCUGCAGCCGCACGUGGCCGGCGCCUUCUUCGCGCUCGCGGUGUGCACCGUGGCGCUCAAGCUGCAGCCGCACGUGGCCGGCGCCUUCUUCGCGCUCGCGGUGUGCACCGUGGCGCUCAAGCUGCAGCCGCACGUGGCCGGCGCCUUCUUCGCGCUCGCGGUGUGCACCGUGGCGCUCGCCGCCCUGCUGGCCGUGGCGCGCACGCGCCCGCCGUGGUGGUGCGACUGCGCGGUCUGCGAGGCCUACCUCACCGCCUCCUGGGCCGGCGAGUUCGACAACCUCUGCGACUGGUACGCGCACCUGCUGCGCCGCUCGCCGUCGCAGACCGUGCACGUCCACGUGCUCCGCAACGUGCUCACCGCCAACCCCGUCACCGUCGAGCACAUGCUGCGCGCGCGCUUCGAUAACUACCCCAAGGGCAAGCCCUUCUCCGCCAUCCUCGCCGACCUGCUCGGCCGCGGGAUCUUCAACGUCGACGGAGACGCGUGGCUGUUCCAGCGGAAGCUCGCCGCGGCUGAGCUUGCGUCCCCCGCGCUCAGGGCUUUCGCCUCGGGCGUCGUGGCUUCCGAGCUGCGGGGCCGUCUCGUUCCCCUGCUUGACUCUGCCUGCUCCCACGACGACGACGACGACGACGGUGGCAAGGUGCUGGACCUGCAGGACGUGUUCCGUCGCUUCGCCUUCGACUGCAUAUGCAAGAUCUCCUUCGGCCUCGACCCGGGCUGCCUCGAGCUGUCCAUGCCGGUGUCGGCGUUCGUGGAUGCGUUCGACACGGCGUCGAUGCUCUCUGCGAGGCGCGCGACCGCGCCGUUGCAGAUCAUAUGGCGGCUGAAGCGGUUCUUCAACGUCGGGGACGAGAGGAAGCUCCGGGAAUCCGUGCGCCUCGUCGACGGGUUCGCCGCGGAGGUCACCCGGCAGCGACACAAGCUCGGCGGCGCCGCGUCCGGCAGCGACCUCCUGUCGCGGUUCAUGGGCUCCAUCAGCGACGAGAAGUACCUCCGGGACAUCGUCGUCAGCUUCAUGCUCGCCGGCCGCGACACCGUCGCCUCAGCGCUGACCGCCUUCUUCCUGCUCCUCUCCGAUCACCCGGAGGUCGCCGCCGCCAUCCGGGACGAGGUGUCACGCGUCGCGGGCGGCGACGACGGCGACCGGCCGAGCUUCAGCAAGCUCAAGGACAUGCACUACGUGCACGCGGCGCUGUACGAGAGCAUGCGGCUGUUCCCGCCGGUGCAGUUCGACUCCAAGUUCGCGGCGGGCGACGACACGCUCCCGGACGGCACGGCGGUGGCCAAGGGCACGCGGGUCACCUACCACGCCUACGCCAUGGGCCGGAUGGAGUCGGUGUGGGGCCCCGACUGCUCCGAGUUCCGGCCCGAGCGGUGGCUCCGCGACGGGCAGUUCGUCCCGGUGAGCCCGUACCGGUACCCGGUGUUCCAGGCCGGCGUGCGCGUCUGCGUCGGCAAGGACCUCGCGCUCAUGGAGAUGAAGGCCGUCAUCGUCGCCGUCGUCCGGGGCUUCGACAUCCAGGCGAUCGAGCGCAGCUCGCGCCGGCCCAAGUUCGCGCCGGGGCUGACGGCCACGUUCGCCGGCGGCCUGCCGGUCAGGGUCCGCCGGCGAGCGCGCCCACCAACCUGA